Molecule: messenger RNA, 5141 nt
Organism: Limulus polyphemus (Atlantic horseshoe crab)
Lineage: Eukaryota; Metazoa; Arthropoda; Merostomata; Xiphosura; Limulidae
Product: integral membrane protein GPR155-like
Exons: 2
Coding region: 325-2862 (845 amino acids)
Biological process (GO): transmembrane transport; intracellular signal transduction
Cellular component (GO): membrane
Source: RefSeq, a predicted model, not a curated record
AUGGAAAAUUUCCACUCCAGGAGUAGACUCUUGAUCGGUGAUUCUCAACCAGUGGGCUGUAACUCAGUGUGAGAUACAAAUAAGGACUGCCAUGGGUUGGGACAGCCCUAAACUAAGUCUAAAGAGUCAUCAACUGCAUAUGUGGACCUUUAUUACUUUACCUCAAGGUCAAUUUCACCCAGUUCUCUGGAGGAAAAAGAAGAAAAUUCUGAUCUUUUGUUUCGCAAAUCUUGUUAUAAUGUUCCACAUGAUAAUUAUAAUAAGCUGAGAUCCUGCUUGUUAUCACUGAACAUAUACAGUACCUUUAUUUCCUUAACUAGGAAGAUGUCCUGGAUUGCAAGCACAGAAGCAUAUUCAUCUGCAAAUCCAACUCCUGGUGAGAUUGCUUUUAAUGACAUCUUUCCAGUUCUCCUUCAGUGUUUUCUGACGGUGCUUUGUGGCUACCUAGCUGGAAGAUGUGGGUUGAUAUCAUCGACAGAAUCCAAAGGUCUUAACCUCUUUGUGUCAUAUUUUUCUCUUCCUGCUUUAAUUUUUAAUUCCUUGUCAUCUCUGAAGUUAGAAAAUGUUAACUGGAAGUUUAUUGGAGCAGUGUUUGUUUCUAAAGGAAUCAUCUUUCUUCUGGUUGCUGCAUUUACAAUACUUUUGACAAAACCAGCUAAUACUGGAAAGGCUGGUUUAUAUGGCAUUUUUUGUACACAAAGCAAUGACUUUGCAUUAGGCUUCCCUCUUGUUUUCUCUCUGUAUGCAAAAAACCAUCCAGACUAUGCCAGUUAUCUCUACCUGCUGGCUCCUAUUCAGUUUAUGGUUCUCAAUCCAGUGGGAUUUAUCUUAAUGGAGAUUCAGAAACAAAGAAGUCACAAUAUUAGCGUAGUAUCCCGAAAGACUAUCUUCUUUCAAGUUUGUAAAGGUGUAAUAUCUAAUCCUGUGGUUAUCAUGACUAUUUUAGGUGUACUUGGAAACUUUGCAUUCAACCAUCAGGUGCCAGAAGUUCUCCAGAAAUUUCUUCAUGUACUAGGAUCUGCAUUUUCUGCUACAGCAUUAUUUCUCUUAGGCUUGAACAUGGUAGGAAAGUUCCAGUUGCUGCAGGGAGCUGCAUUGUUACAACCAGCUGUGAUGAUCAUCAUGAAGAUUUUGGUUCUUCCCUUAAUCAUCAGAGAACUUGUAACAGUGUUUUCUUCUAAUGAUUCAUCAGUUGACAUAAAGGACCUUGCAAACUUUGGGUUUUUGUACGGUACUUUUCCCACAGCCCCAACUGUAUUUAUCUUUGCUGGUCAGUUUGGCUUAUCUACAGAAAUGGUGGCUUCUGGCAUGGUGGCGUGUACCUUGUUUUCUGCUCCUCUUGUGUUCGUGUCAGCUGUUUUAUCCCUUGUGUCUGUUUCCACUUCCAUGAAUUUCUACUCAGAACUGUUAAACACCAUGACAUAUGUGAGUGCCAUUAGUCUAGUUUGCUGUAUGUGGGUCAUUGCUGUAUUUUGUAUGAGUAAAAAAUGGAAAAACAUUACACAUGGGAUGACUUUAUGUCUUAUUAUAUCUCAGCUUCUCACAGCUGGUGGGGGUGUUCUUAGAAAAGUGAUAAAUCCACAUAAAACGUGGAUGUUCUACUUACAGUACUUUCUGGCUGCUGGAGGAACAUUUAGUGCCCGGGUCUGGACAGCUCUUCUUUCUCUUCUCUUGGCUUUGCUUCAAUUGAAGGGACUCUGUUUUGUACUUAAAAUACGCUAUCUGAUCAUUAUAAUUGGAUUUGGAAUCUCUCUGACAAUUUCUGGAUUUCUUGCAGUUGGCAUGAUGAAUUUCCCUUUUACUCAUAAUGUAACUGAUCCCAAUUUUCAUUUUGGGGAAAGUCAAGCUUCUGUUUCACUAGUAGUGUUGGCCAGUUGUUUAAUUGUUAUCUUGGCUAGUUUGACAGUUCAACGACGACAACAACUUCAGACUCUAGGAUAUCAGGCUCUCGUUCCUAAUGUUGAUGAUUCUGAAGCAGAACAAGGAGUACGCUCUCAAACAGUGAGAAAAGUAGAGUCUCCCUUCAGAAGUUCUUCUUUUAAUGAAGAAUCACAGCCCUCAUCUUCAAGAAGUGAUCGUGAUGCAUCAAUACAUCCACCAGACAUUGAAGAUUUGGGUCUCUCUGGUUCAGUGAAUGGUUCAUCUGUUGUGGCACGCCUUUGUGACACAGCUCAUGGGUGUAGCAGUAGUAGAAGAAAGGAGUGUGCUUCUCGUGUUCGACAGUAUGUAUCUGAAGAAAGAAGAAUCUUCCAAGAACAUGGGUUAGUGGAAAUAAGUGAUGCUGACACUGAUGAGAUUGUCCGACAUGUUGUGCUUAUUUUGUUGCUCACCCUGUCAAUGAUUGUUGGUCUUGCUUUAACAAUCUGGAUGGUUGUCAUGGAUGAUCUUACAGGAAUAUUUAUAGAGCUGGAGUUUCUUGAUGUCUUCUUGAAUUAUGGUCAAGGAUUCAUCUCGUUCAUCAUUUUUGGUCUGGAUUCUAAACUAGUUGUUAACCCUUGUCUUCGUAUCUGGCGUCGUAUUCGUUAUGGAACAGACAUACUAGUUCUUCCUGCUGAAGAAGAACUAUCGUUGGAUGUUCAUCAAACCUGUGAUCAGUUCCUGAGAUACCAUUAUGAUCAAUAUAAGAGGAAGCUGUAUGCAUCAGCUUCUCCACAACAAACAGAGGAAAAUGAUCAAGACUGUGUGUUCGCUGGAGAUGAACUUGUUGACUGGCUACUAGCAGUAGGCUUAGCUCAUGACAGAAAAGAAGGAGAGCACUAUGGCCGUAACCUUCUCUUGGGUAGAGUAAUUCAACAUGCUACUCAUACUCAUCACUUUCAUGAUGGUGCUUAUAUGUAUUAUCUGUCAGAAAAAAAUGACUAAAUUACUUUUGUAAUAAUGCUAUAUGAAUAUUCAAAACAUGUUUUGUUUUUAUUAAAUACUGAAAUCUAUAAAAAAAGCUUGAUUAGAAUGUGUACCUUCUCAGUUGUGAUCUUGAAGUUUAAUAACGUAAACUAUAAGUGCAUUUGUAUACUUAUUUUAAGAAUUUUGUUUUUUGUUUUUAUUAAUUAUAGUAUACUUUAAUAAUCUUACAUUGCUGGCCAGUUUGUAAUUCAUUUUGAAUUCAUUACUCAACUCUAAUAUUUUCUGAAAAAAAUAAAAAUAGUGUAUUCAGUUAGGUUUUAUUAUUUUAUAUGCAUUUUUUUAAGAAUCUUACGUUUUCAAUUUGAUUCCUAGUUUGAAACUUGUAGAAUAUAGAAAAGCUGUACUAUUUUUGUUUACCUUUUAACUUCAUUAAACAGAGUCUCUUGUUGCUGAUGGUUGGUUUAGAAAAUUUGUUUGUUGAUUUUAUUAUUAUUGUGUGCAGUAUACAUAAUGUAAAAUUAAAAGUUUAUUUCUAGGUGUGUGUUUUAUAUUGUUAAUACAAUUUCAUUUAUAUUUGUACUAAUGAAAGUAAUAAUUAGACAUAAUUUAAACUUGUAGGCAGGAGGCACAGUACACAUUUACUGGAUAAUAGAUGCAGUAUGACUUUACUAUACACUAGGCACAGUACACAUUUAGUGGAUAAUAGAUGCAGUAUUACUACUAUACACUAGGCACAGUACAUAUUUACUGGAUAAUAGAUGCAGUAUGACUUUACUAUACACUAGGCACAGUGCACAUUUACUGGAUAAUAGAUGCAGUAUGACUUUACUAUACACUAGGCACAGUACACAUUUAGUGGAUAAUAGAUGCAGUAUGACUUUACUAUACACUAGGCACAGUAUACACUUACUGGAUAAUAGAUGCAGUAUAACUUUACACUAGGCACAGUACACAUUUACUGGAUAAUAGAUGCAGUAUUACUGCUAUACACUAGGCACAGUACACAUUUACUGGAUAAUAGAUGCAGUAUGACUACUGUACACUAGGCACAGUACACAUUUACUGGAUAAUAGAUGCAGUAUUACUACUAUACACUAGGCACAGUACACAUUUACUGGAUAAUAGAUGCAGUAUGACUACUAUACACUAGGCACAGUACACAUUUACUGGAUAAUAGGUGCAGUAUUACUACUAUACACUAGGAACAGUACACAUUUACUGAAUAAUAGAUGCAGUAUUACUACUAUACAGUAUACAUUCACUAGCUACAAGGUACAGUAUACAUUCACUAGCUACUAGGUACAGUAUACAUUCAUUAGCUACAAGGUACAUGUGAAUCAGGUAUUCUUAUGCCUGUCCUGAGAUUUUUGAGAAACUACAAACUGUCAAGUGAAAUUUUUAUCCUCCUUUUCAAGUACAGACUUAUCUAUCAAUUAUUCAACCCAUUUGGUUUCCAUGGUUUUAUAAAUGUGCGACCAAGACAUAUUUAUUAUUUUGUGUUUACGGUUCUUUAAGAUUCUUAUUUUAUAGAAAAGUGUCAGAAACAUUAUGGUUUGACUUUUACUACAAUGGCUGCAUUUCUGUUUUUUUAUAUUUUUGUUUUUACUUUAUGGCACAGUUGCGUAAUUUUGGAUAACCACUGAAGAAUAACCUUUGAAUCAUAAAAAGUCUGUUCUCUGUGUACUUUCGCUGUACAUCCAAUUAAUGGUAAUCUUUAGAAAAUGCCUGUUUUUUGAUAUUAUAUGUAUUUAGAAAUUAUUAUUUUAGAUCUGCUUGUAUAAAGUCAGCAGUGGAAGAUUAAUGUUUCAGCAAACAAAACAACUGGAUGAAAUGUUGCUCAGGAUUUGUUUAUAAAUUUGUAAUUUUGUUGGAGAUAUUUAAUGCACACAAGUUAGAAUUUAGGAUCCACUAAUAUAUGAGAUUGAGAGUAAAAUUUAAAUGUUUGACAGUCAAUUUGAAAUGUGAUAAAAAUAUGUAUCCUAUAUUUUGUAAUGGUGAUUUAUUUAUCAGAGUGGAUGCACUAAUUUUUUUCAAUAUAAAGGUCUUGUAUGUUAAGUGAUUUUAUACUUUUAAUAAUUAUGAUUUCUUAAGGUUGUAUAAAUUUAAAGUUAAGAAUUGGUAUAAUAAUAAUGGUGAUAUUUCAGGGUAACUUUCUCUGAAUAUUAAAAGGUUUACAGUAGUGUAAAGAAGCAAGCUUCUAAUUAAACAUGCUUGUAGUUUAUGGAGUGGUAAAUAGCUACUUCUGACUAUUCUGUAAAACAAAAGUUCUUUUAAUUAAAACUAUUUUUUGCUUUAAA